AGUACAUUAAUCAAACCAGGAACAUCAGACAGUUUCAUCCAACGGCAAUGGCGUCGCCGUCGAUUCCAAAAUUCCAAACAACCAGAUUCCUGAGUUUCGGGAAGGCUCUGGACAUUGCUUCUUCUCGAUUUCGAUUCCAUGCAGAUAACUCUCGUCGAUUCUCCGUUUCCCUUCUUCAUCUAAACUCUGUUGUUCUUCCUCUUCUCCCUUUCCGCCAUCGUCCAUUCUCUCUCUCUCAUCUGCAUCUUCGUCCUCUUCCCUGGCUUCCCUCGUCUCCUCCUCUGUCCUCCAUGACCACUCAUGCCGGAGACGAGCUUUCCCGUCAGUCCGAUUCCUCCAAAACGGUGAGGGUUGUGAUAAAGGGUAGAGUUCAAGGAGUGUUCUACAGGGACUGGACAGUGGAGAAUGCAAAGCAGCUAGGGCUUAAGGGAUGGGUCAGGAACCGUAGGGACGGUUCGGUGGAAGCUCUCUUCAGCGGUUCACCGGAGAUUGUCGACGAGAUGCAGCAGAGGUGCCGCCGUGGCCCUCCUGCUGCCUUUGUCACCGGAUUGGAUGUUUUCCCGUCUAAUGAUGAUCCCGGAACAGGUUUUGAACGACGAUCAACUGCCUGAUUCUCUUUUAUCAUCUCGGGUUGGGUGUUUUCCCGUCUAAUGAUGAUCCCGAAACAGGUUUUGAACGAGGUCUGAUUCUCUCAUAUCAUCUCGAUUUUCGGUUUUCUCUGUUGAACUGAUAUGUUUCUCCUUUGGCAAUGUUAUAAACUGAUGAUGCCAAUUCCGGAGCUAGAUUAACCAGUCUUGGUUAUAUUUA
Molecule: messenger RNA, 807 nt
Organism: Tarenaya hassleriana
Lineage: Eukaryota; Viridiplantae; Streptophyta; Magnoliopsida; Brassicales; Cleomaceae
Exons: 2
Coding region: 48-611 (187 amino acids)
Molecular function (GO): acylphosphatase activity
Source: RefSeq, a predicted model, not a curated record